Molecule: messenger RNA, 561 nt
Organism: Cuscuta campestris
Lineage: Eukaryota; Viridiplantae; Streptophyta; Magnoliopsida; Solanales; Convolvulaceae
Source: the annotation of a GenBank genome assembly
CGAGUUCGGGUUCGGGGUCUCACUUUUCCGUGCCUAAGUUUGAUGGAAAGAGUAGCUUCACUCUUUGGCAAAGAAGGAUGAAGGAUCUCCUUGUGCAUUUGGGUUUGUCUAGAGCCCUUAAAGGAGAUGAGGCGAAGCCGGAGAAAAUGAGUGACAAUGAUUGGCAGGAGUUGUGCGAGAAGUGUGNGACCAAGAAAGAGGAUCUGCAGGUGGUGCCUUGUGUCGAAAGUCUUCCCGACGAGAGGAGGUCGGGCGGCGCGUCCCGUGAAGUUAUAGCCACGGCGGUACAAGAUGAUUUGGCGGAUCAAAUGGUGUAGCCCAGCGAAGGAAAGAUCUGCGGUUCGAGCCUUGCGUCGAAAGUCUUCCCGACAGGAGGUCGGGCGGCGUGUCCCGCAAAGAGUGUGCGGCGGUGCAAGAGGGUUAGCAGAUAAAAAAAAAAAAGGAAAAAAUGGAUUACUGCUGGAGGGGUGGUCGGAAGUUGUGAGGUCCUUGGAUGAGGGGAGGUUUGUUGGGAUUCCUCCAAGUCCCACACCGGAGGGAGAAGAAAAACUGGACCAAAAU